Messenger RNA from Danaus chrysippus (African queen), 987 nucleotides. The record is from the annotation of a GenBank genome assembly. NCBI's taxonomy places the organism in Eukaryota, Metazoa, Arthropoda, Insecta, Lepidoptera, Nymphalidae.
AUGUUUCUACUUGUUUUAUUUUUAAUAAUUGUUACAACAAUUAUUUUAUAUAGAGCGGUAUGCAGGAGACACAACUCAAUCUGUAAAUCUAGAAAGAAACUAAAGGGGCAGACAACUGUCAUAACGGGUGGUACAGCAGGGAUCGGACAAGAAAUUGCAUUGGACUUCGCUGCAAGAGGUGCAAGAGUUAUAAUCGCCAGUCCCUUUGAAGAUGAAGGAAUUAAAGCACGUAAUAGAAUUAUCAGAAAAUCUGGAAAUGAGGAUGUUGUCUAUAAGUUCCUAGACCUUGCUUCAUUAAAGUCUGUCAGGAAAUUCGCAGCAGAUAUUAAUGAAUCGGAGAAAGAACUACAUAUCUUGGUGAAUAAUGCCGGUAUUGGAAUACCCGGAGAGGUUCAGACCGAUGACGGAAUGAAUUUAGUUUUGCAAGUUAAUUAUUAUGGUCAUUUCCUCUUAACUCUUCUCCUGUUACCACUUUUGAUAAAAUCUGGAACAAAAUUGGAACCAAGCAGAAUAAUAAACAUGUCCUCGAUUACACGCUUUAUUGGAAGUUUUGAUAUAGAUAAUUACAACAGAACUAAAUAUUGGAAUAGUUUUAAAACUUAUUGUAACAGUAAACUAAGUUUAGUGUUAUUCUCGCAUGAACUGACGAAAAAAAUUGCUGAUAGAAAUGUAGUUAUAAAUUGUGCCGAUCCUGGAUGCGUUUCCACGAAAAUUUUUAAAAGUUAUUUCCCUUACGCCGGCAAAAUGUGUCAAGUUGUUAUAAAAAUAUUCUUUAAAAGUGCAUGGGAAGGUGCUCAAACGGCAGUUUAUAUGGCGGUGGAUCAAAAAGCUGGCGAAGUUAGCGGACAAGUGUUCAAUAAUUGUGAAUUAACCUCUCCUCUGACUUGGAAUGACAUUGAUAAAUAUUCGGAAAUGUUAUGGAAACAAUCAGCGGAAUUAGUGUUUAAAGAUGAAAAAGAAAUAUCAAGACUUCUCCCAAAGGAUUGA